UUUAGACAACUUACUUCCAGUCACCAGAUAGUUACAACCUGGAGAGAGUGGGCUUUAAAUUUCUCAGGUGAGGGAGAAACAGCACAGUGCAUAAACAGUGUUUACAUCUGGUUGCUAAGGACCCGAUCACUUGAAAGAUUAUUGACAAUGGCUGACAGAGAGGCCAGAAAGAUAUGUGACCAAGUUUUGCAAUCAAUCAGUCAGUACUAAAGGCUUGACUGCACCAGUUGUUAAAGAGAACUCUUUAACAAAGAAGGAAGUCUGAAUUAACAUGGAUUAUUUAGCUUAAAUGUGUUGUGAUUUGGCUUAGGAUAUACAUAAACCUUAGAGGAGUUCGAGGAAGACGGUUUUUUGUGAAAAAAUGUCAUUUUUAUCUCACCUGAGCUGAAAACUCAAGAGAUUUUAAUGACACUUUUGGAUUCAGAGUCAACAUUUUUUUCUCCAAAGAAACUGUCCACCCAACAUCAACCGAUGACAGCUCCUGAAGUGUCAAGCUCUGCUCCUCUCAAUAACCACCCAUUUUAUAUGCAGACAGACAAUCGUCCUUCUACCUCUGCUGAGACUGGCUAUGAGGCAUAUGAUCGUCGUCCUAUCAAACCUCAAAAUACUGAUGUGUUCAAAGGGAUAAAGCACAAUUUUCAGGUGUCCCCACCUACACAAUCUGGAAAUGUACCAGCAUUAGGAACAAAAAAGAAAACACCACCUACUGCACAGGCACAUGACUAUGACACUAGUCAAGAAGUAUCCCAAUUUGAACAGAUUGUAAGCUUUCCUUCAAAAGGGAAUAUUGCUAUGGAGGAAAUUUCUAACAUUCAGGAUAUGUCUCUUGAAUGUAAAUCUUUGGGCAGGCGAAGCGCUUCUCAAAGAUCAGAUCACAAAUCUGCACGAAGUAAAAAAGACAGUAAUCGUGUGGAUCGCAGUAGUAUACCAGUAACUUGUGGUAAAAAUUGUGCUACAGUUUCACGUACGCAUUCAGACUACACACCAGGAAGAUAUGCCCCACGCAAACAUUUAGAACAAUUUAAAUUAAGAAGAACAGAUUCAAAAUCCAAGGGAAAAAAAGACUCAAGAGUUUUUCCAAAGCCAACCAGUGAUGCUACACUUAAUGCAGACCAUAGAGCAGCAACUGUAAUACAGGCAACAUGGCGAGGCUAUUGGGCUAGAGAAUGCAAUGCAGAAGUUGUCUCCGUACGCAAAGAAAUUCGAGCUCGCAGGGCAGAGGACCAUAUUGUGAUGCUUAGGGCAGAGUUAGACAGGCAGCGUAAAUUAUAUGAUGAGGAACGACACAUGAGGACUCUACAAAUGGAAGCUAUCCGCUGUUUAUGGAAGGAAGUGCAGUCGUUACAAAACUGGAAGUCUGAGGUCUUGAACUCUCAGCAGUUCCGAAACACAAUGGACUCCAAUCAUCAAGAUGACAGUUAUAAUUAUAGCCAGGAAAUACAGACCACCCUUGAAAGAAUGGGUAAUUACCCCGGAGACAGUGGAAGGAUGGCAUCCUUUUACUCUAUGGAUGAAGAAAGACAAAGGGAGCUAGAAAGGACUUGUGCAAGUUUGCAGACUCAAGUUGCCCAACUUUCCCAGGCUCUACAGUCUGUAUCCAGUGUUGUGUUCCAAAGUGGCAUUAUGACAUCAGGCAUGGACUCCAUUCACAGUGACUCAAAUCAAACAUUGUUGGUGACAGGAUAUGAUGAUGAUGGAAGCUCUAGUUGUGAGGAGAUCAGUUACACUGGUUCAAAGUGGGCGACCGUUCCUCACUCCCUCUCUCCAUACCCUUCGGAGGAAGAAGAACAGUACUUUCAUUCCUUCCCACAGCUUGGAUGUCCAACUCCUCCUAGAAAUCUACAUAUGGAGCAUAAAGGAGAAAACUCCAUUGUCUUAUCCUGGGGUCCAUCUAAGAUUUUAGACACCACUUGUAAAGAAAUCAACAAACCUUUCAUUGGUUACAGAGUUUAUGUUGAUGACAAGCCUGCAGCAAUGAUUAAUGGAUUAGCUGCUCUUGUUCAUGGACUUAACCCUCAAAUAACAUAUAAAUAUUUUUGUAGGAUAUAUGUUAAGGCUGUGUCUUCACUUGGAGAGUCAAAUUCUUCAGACAUUUUAAUGACUGCAAUGUCUCAGAUUGCACACAACUGUACAUCAAGUUCAGAAAGCAACAGAACAGACAGUGAUCAUGAUUCCACAGAAAGUUCUGAUAUGGCUCGAAAAAGAAAAGACAACCAUCAAAGACAAAAGCGUAGAAUAAAAUCCCCUCGUCAGGAUAAAAGACAGUUGAGUAGAAAAGGAUCCAGUACAAGUGACCAAGAAAGACAUUUUUUUAGAUCUGAAAAGUCAAAGCCAUCUAACAAUGCUUAUAAUGUUUUUAAGCAUCCAAAAAUUCACACAAGGCCAAACAGUGGCAGUUGUAAAUUACCAGAUUCUGAAUCACAAUAUUCAGAAUGUGUUGAAGGCCUUCCUCAACCAAGUGAGUCAAAACAGUCCCCACAAGCAGGAAGUCAGAACAAAGGAUCAUCUACCUCACAAAUGUCAGAGACAUUUACUGUUGAUUCUUCAGAGUCUUUGUUGAUGGCUAUUUCAAGAGCGCAGAGUAAUCCAGGAGUCCAAGAUCCUUGUGAACAGGAUGAAAAAUCUCAUAGAAGAAAACGUAGUAAAGAUUUAAAAUUGUCUGAAGUAGUGGAUGAAGAUAUGAAUCAAAAUCAAGCUAGUCCAAGUUCAGGGAGUGUAAAUUCCUAUUCCUUUAAUAUUGCUGAAGAAAAUAUUAAACUACAUGGUAACUAUAUAAACAGAACAGAUGAUUUACCAAGAGAAAAAACACAACCACUCAAAAAAACUAAAAAUAAAGAAUAUGAAUGGCGUAGAGACAUUGAAAUGUCUAGUCAUAUGAAGGAUCAAGAAAAGAAAGAUGUAAAAAAGGCAUGGGUAAAAGAAUCUCCAACUGCUGGAGAAGUGCACGGAAUUCCUAUCAUUGAUGCCAGUAAAAGGCAUUCCUCUGGUAGUAGGCCAAGUAGUCCUGCUCCCACUGAUGCUUCUGAAAAAUCAGAAAAGAAACGAUCAGUGGCUGAGCUUUUAGAGAAAUUUUCCAGUAAAACCAGUUCAAAUUUUGGUACCAGUUCUCUAGGAACUGAGGGAAGUGAACAACAUCAAAGUCAGCCUCUGAAGUCAAGAAGGACUUGUAGUAAUGAAGAUGUUAGUAUCAUGCCAGAGAAUAGAAGAACUCCUACUAAGAAUAUGUCUCCUUCUUCUGGAGAAAGAAGGAGGACUCCUUCUAAUGGCUCAGAGAGUGAUGUUUCAGAAAUUUCAAAUUUUUCGGCUGCAAGACAGCUAGACAUGGAUAAAAAACCAAUACUUGGAACUACUGGAAUAAAUAAAUUAUUACAAAAACUACAAAACUUCUCUAAGAGCCAGGAAGAAUCUUUACAAAACAGAGCACAGAAAAUGAAGAAAAAAUGUGAAAAAUCUGAAAACUCUGGAAUUGAAGAGGAACAAAGGCGUCUUAGACGCAUAAGUGGGGGCAGUGAUGGAGAUUCAGUAAUGGAAAGAACAGUUCAUCAAAGCGAUAGCUCCUCACAGUCGGACGACCCACAACUAAAUAAAAAACCAUACAAGACUCAUAAAAGAUCUGGUUCAGACCAGAGAGUGACCUUUUUACAGCAACGUCAAUCAUCUGCUCCCUCCACACCCUCCCACCAUUCAGCCAACAGUAGUCCUGGCAGUCAUUUUGAUGACUACACUUCAAGGCCGAAGACAAAUGUUAAACGUACAGCAUCCUUUCAUGGUGAAACACCGUCAGCAAAAAAGGAGGUACAACCAAGAAGAAGUGGAUCUGAUGAAAACCUUUAUGAUAAGAUUCAACAACAACAAGCACAAACAACUGAUAUGUUAAUGGCAGGAAUGUUGAAUCAAAACCAAGACAAUCAGGCUGGUGUAAAUCUCCAUCACAUUCCAAUCCUGUCGGGUGCUCAACUACAAACACGACAGAAACCUCCUUGAAAGAGGAUAUAGCUGUAAAAUAGGUCGCCGUUUAGAUCACUAUACGUGACCAAAGAUACUUAAAGAUUCAUUAAGUACUACAUAUUAUGUAUUCGUUUUAUCAAAAGCAACAUGGUCUUGUUUAUCCAAAUUGUAUCUGUUAGUUCUAAGAUAGGUAAUGUCAAAGAAAUAGGUUAAAAAAUGUUAUAUCAUAUAUAAAUAUAUUGAACCAAAGAUCUAAGUGUACACCAAUGUAUAAUGUAUUUAACAUAUAAAAUAAGCACAUUGAUUGUCUUGUCGUAGGAGUGACUGAUUUCCACUCAACUUUCAAAUAGUUAAGAACUAUCUAUUGACCUUGACCGGUUGCGACCCAAUAUCAGAAAUUUUGUUUCAUUGAUUUAGGUUGCUGCUGGAAGUGGCGUUACUAACACCAAAACCUAAUAUCAAUCACAAAAAUGCUAAUACAUUUUGUAAUAUUUAGCACGCGCUAAAAAUAGCAAUUAAAUAUUUUACGUUUCGUCACGGGUAGUUGAACUCAAUUAUUGAUGUCUUAUUUUAUCUCUGCUAUUGAUGAGAAGACGUAUCAGUUAAGAAAUAUUAAAUAUUUCGCAUUAAAUUAUUUUCUAAUUUUACAAUUAGUCUAUUUAUCAGGGUGAACACUUGAGUUUGUGUACACACACGCACACCAACACACAGUCGAGUUUAAAUCCAUACUCGGCAAUCAUCUGUGACAAAUUAGUGUGUUCGAUACUACUCUUAAUCUGCUAAGGAAUCAUAUUGUCAGGUAUUGGCGGGGUUCGUGAUGAUCUAUGAACGACUGUUGAAAGAAUGACUCUUAAAUUUCAAAUAAUAAUUUGCUCACUUAAUCGGUGUAAACUCAACACGUUUUGUCUCUGACAGAAAGGAUAGCUUUCGGCAUCCCUUAAUUCUUUUUUUUUAAAUGUCCAAAAAAAUUAUCAAUUGUUUAACUCCUUAUAUAUAUAUAUAUAUAUAUAUAUAUAUAUAUAUAUAUAUAUAUAUAUAUAUAUAUAUAUAUAUAAUCCAAAAUGAGUGAAAGGUGAUAUCACACAGUAAAAAUAAUAUAAUCAAAAAAGAAAAAGAAAAUGAACAGUUCCAAAGUUUCUAUUCACUAGCGCUUUCUGGAUUUACAUUCUUCUUCAGGUGAAUGUACAUAAGUUAUGUACAUUCACCUGAAGAAGGAUGUAAAUCCAGAAAGCGCUAGUGAAUAGAAACUUUGGAACUGUUCAUUUUCUUUUUCUUUUUUGAUUAUAUAUAUAUAUAUAUAUAUAUAUAUAUAUAUAUAUAUAUAUAUAUAUAUAUAUAUAUAUAUAUAUAUAUAUAUAUAUAUAUUCAAUAAAUCCUUUUUCUUGGUACCGGGGUUGAAUAAGCACAAAGUUUUGACGUCAUAAUCACGUCUUCAACAGUUUGUAUAACGUUGCCUACCUAACGUCACGAGAUUGACGUCAUAAUAUUCUUGUUUACUUUGUUUUUAAAUCUACUGAAGAGCCCGGUAGGGCGAAAGCGCUAUAGAUAAAAGUUGUUUGAGCAUUGGACUUAUUUUUGUGCUUAUAUAUAUUUGAAAAAUGAAAGACAACACAGAGUAAAACGUUAGCGCUUUCAUUCAAUCUUCAGACGUUUUUAAAAUGUACUAUAUAUAUAUAUAUAUAUAUAUAUAUAUAUAUAUAUAUAUAUAUUUGUGUGUGUGUGUGUGUACUUGUAUAUGUACUUGUAUAUGUACUAGUGAAUCGAAAGAGUGAUCGGAAUUGUAUUUUUCCAAUAAAUGCAUACCUGGA
Molecule: messenger RNA, 5756 nt
Organism: Magallana angulata
Lineage: Eukaryota; Metazoa; Mollusca; Bivalvia; Ostreida; Ostreidae
Product: dentin sialophosphoprotein-like
Exons: 13
Coding region: 406-3984 (1192 amino acids)
Molecular function (GO): protein binding
Source: RefSeq, a predicted model, not a curated record